Messenger RNA from Eublepharis macularius, 1145 nucleotides. RefSeq names its product V-type proton ATPase subunit e 2. Gene Ontology annotation, biological process: proton transmembrane transport. The record is from RefSeq and is a predicted model, not a curated record. Lineage: Eukaryota; Metazoa; Chordata; Lepidosauria; Squamata; Eublepharidae. Gene Ontology annotation, cellular component: proton-transporting V-type ATPase, V0 domain. Gene Ontology annotation, molecular function: proton-transporting ATPase activity, rotational mechanism. The coding region runs from base 72 to 317 and encodes 81 amino acids. The transcript is spliced from 4 exons.
UUAAUUUUCCGUGGCUGCCUCCUUCCGGUGCCCGAGCUGAGCUCCGUCCCUCAGUCCAAGCCGGCAAAGCCAUGACCACGCACAGCUUCGCGCUGCCCGUCAUCCUCUUCUCGAUCUUCUGGGGGCUGGUGGGAUUCGCGGGGCCCUGGCUUGUUCCCAAAGGCCCCAACCGCGGUGUGAUUAUUACCAUGUUGGUCACCACUGCCAUUUGCUGUUACCUCUUCUGGCUUAUAGCAAUCCUGGCCCAAGCCAACCCGCUGUUUGGACCCCAAUUGAGAAAUGAGAUUAUCUGGUAUGUGCGUUACCUGUGGGAGUGACCCAUGAUGCUGCAGAUUGUUUCAACAGGUUCUCUCCUGAUUUAGAUACAGCUCCAUGUCUUUCCCCCUCCAGUACCAAUUCAACAGAUUUGCAGCUAAAAUUACCCAGAACAGUAGGACCAAGUACAUAAAGGGACCAUUACACGUAUUCUUCAAUGCCUGUUUUCUCAGUCUGAAUUGAAGUUGACUUUUUCAUCCCAUUUUUUUCAAAAGCCCUUCCAAAGACCCUGAAAGUUAGUACUGUCAGCAGCUGGGGGUUAACUGUUGUAACUUGGAUCUUGUACAGAGGAAGCUCUGUAAAUCUUCUUGUUCAAGAGAUUAUGGGUUGGAACUAGACCUCAUCAUUUCACUCCUCAAGAUCUUCUAUUGCCGUAGUAGCAGCAUUUCAUGGAGAUCAAUAGGCUGCAUGGGAGGGGGGAGCAGCAGUAGGAAAAUUCUACCAUAGGAAAAUGCAGUCUGGAUCCAACCCAUUAUAUCUAGUACAUUUUUAUUUCCCCUACACCCCCAGAGGAACAUAAAUGAUUUUCUUUUCCUUACUUUAACCUUACAACAACUGGGUUAAGUAGAUGCGGCUGAAAUUGACUAGCACAAAGUUGCUCAGUGAGCUUAAUCAGUGUGAUUUUAUCCUAUCUGACAUACUAACUGCACCACAGUGGCUCUCACUACAGUUUUUUCUUGUAAAGAUAGGCUCACCCACUCAGCCUGUGCUCUCUCCUACGUUUGUGCCAAGAUGUAUUUGUCUAAAUUCUUCUCUCCUGAAUUGCUGACUUAUGUGUAUAUUUAUUUGCUAUAAACCUGUAUUGUGAAAAUAAAAAUUUUAGUAUGUGA